AUGCCCAAAAGAACAGAGGAGAUACAGAACAAUCACGAACUGAUCGCAACCUUCCAUCAUCUCAUUACAAACAACAUUAACCAGUCCAACCUGCAGCAGUUUGUCAAGUCCUACAAAAGCCGAAGGAAUCUGGAGAUCGAGAGACCAGUACAAGGAGGAAAUGUAAAUGCAAGAAUGCUCCAGUGUCCAGCUUUGCUGAUAGUGGGUGAUAACUCUCCAGCUGUGGAUGCUGUGGUUGACAGCAACUCCAGAAUGAACCCAACAACAACCACAUUUCUCAAGAUGGCUGACUGUGGCGGCCUGCCUCAGGUUGAUCAGCCUGGCAAGCUUAUAGAAGCUUUCAAGUAUUUUAUCCAGGGCAUGGGCUACAUGCCCUCUGCCAGUAUGACCCGUCUUGCUCGGUCUCGCACGGUCAGUAACUCAUCUCUGGAGCGAAACCGUACACGCAGCGGUACAAACACGGAUGAGCAGCGUGGACGCUCCCACACCGACGUCUCCAUGGAGAGCACCCCUGGUGCAGAGCACGGUUCCUCAGGCCCCACACAUUGCGUCGAGCUGUCCUGCUGAACGCCUCAUGAAAAUAACACCACCGUGCAAAUCAGAAUGGAACUCAGCAGGCGGUUUGAUACUGGACCUGAAAUUAUAGAAUUUGAACCUGAAAGCUGAUGCUCCUGUUAUUAGAUAAUGUUUAAUAUGUCAUUGGUAUUUUUCACAAGGGAUGUUUGAUUAGAGAGGGCCCUCACAGCAAACAAAUGUUGCACGUACUUAAUAGACUUUGCACUAGUUUAAAAUAUCUGAACCAGUGGUUUAAAUCGCCGUUUUAUUUAACAAUAUGUAAUAUUUUACAAUUCAAGUUUUAUAUAAUUAUGUUAAGAAGGUUCUAUGAUGUUUACAGCUUGGCUGUGAGAAAAUGUAUAAUAUAUAGCCUAUGUGUGUACCUUAAAAUGCGGAGUGAGUAUGUGCGUGAUUGUGUUGGAGAGUUCUCUUAUAGGAAUGAAUGUUUGGGGGAUUUGUUUAAAUACAUUACGUAUUGCAUAUCAUUUCUGUACUUUUAAUUCCUAACAGUAGUGUAAAAUUGACAUCUGAGAGUAUUUCUUAGUCUGACAAUAUAGUCUACAGAACAUUUGAUAUAGUAUCUGAAUCAUUUCUUGUGCUUCUUACAGUCACAUCUUAUAUUAAUGAACAAGGAAGAUAGGAAUGUUGGUAAGAUCACUUUAUAUUUAACAACUGUAUUCCUAAAAUAAAAUUAAGUAUAUUCAGUCAGCCUCAUUGCUGUAGCCUAUAAUGUCUAACACUGUGAAAAAUUAUAAAUACAUACAAUGUAACUAUGUAAUUAAUUCCCAACUAUACCAUUACAGAAAUAAAUACUCAACAGAAAUAAAAAUAUACAAGC
Messenger RNA from Sinocyclocheilus grahami, 1393 nucleotides. Its product is annotated as protein NDRG1-like. NCBI's taxonomy places the organism in Eukaryota, Metazoa, Chordata, Actinopteri, Cypriniformes, Cyprinidae. The transcript has 8 exons. The record is from RefSeq and is a predicted model, not a curated record. The coding region runs from base 1 to 567 and encodes 188 amino acids.